AAAUCUCAGAAAGGGAAACUCUCAUUACGUUGUGCAGGACUCCGACAUCAGAUCAUCUCCACCGCGUCUCUACAGAUCUCCAUCGGCGCCGAAGAAUAUCUCUCUAUUGUUUUCUUCUAAAACAAUCUGAAAGAAAUCUCUUGCGAUCCAGACGUCAGUCUCAUCUGUAUUGUGAUUGAGCGCCAGCAAUAAUGAUAUCCCAGUGGAGCCAUUUGAUCCUGUAACCAAUGGCAACAGUCCAGGCCCUGUCCUUGAACCAGGACCCCAGCAAAAGCAUCUGUGCCGGUUAUCCAGCAUCCACUUUGGCAGGCCACUGCGUCAUGGGAAGUGUAGGCAGCCUAAUCGAGAAAUCAGACGUGUCACCAACCAAGAGCAACAGAGCAGUUCCACAAGUGCCAGGACGUCAGAACCACGGCCUGCUCAAGAAGGGUUUCAACCAGAGAGAGCUGCUUAACUAUCUGAACAUCACCAAGAAGGAAGCAAAGGGCAGCAAACACCUCAUCUCUGGGACAUCCUCUAUCAAGAGAGAGCACAGGAGGGAGGAUGACGACGUCUACACUAAGGUCUACCACAGGGAUGGAAAGGAGGUCGAUUUGGGAAAGAACUCGCUUCCCAUAGGUGGCAAGUUUGACAAGCCACGAUUCAGGCCUUCCGCCUUUAAACCGGUCACCCCAAAAAACUUCAGUUCAAUGCAGAACCUCUACCCCUCCAAGUCAGAGGAGGUAGAGAGCGGCUUAACCAACGGCAUGCAUACGUCCUAUGCCAAAGCAGCGUCCAAAUCGCUGUCCACCUCUUCCUCGUCCUCCUCCCCUUCACGGCCAGGCGCGAGUGUCAGCAAAGGUGUGCUAGCAGCAGCCCGGGGCCUCAACCAGGAAGAGGAGAACACAUCCGACUCGGGGCACAAUUCCAUGAACAGCCUGCCGCCUUAUCGGCCACCGUUCCGCCCUCACUUGGGACAAAUCAGUGCCUCUAUGGGUCACAUCAACCACAUAGGCUCACUAGGUCGCACCUCGCUUGGCUCCAAGGGAGCCGCUUCCACGGUCACAGACGUGUCCUGUCACAGUAUGGCUACGCUGAACCGCCUGCAGUGCUAUGGAAGCGAGGCCCCGCCACCCUACGAGCUGUCGCACUCUCUGGAGGACGUGGUGAGGGACCUGGAGGACCGUCUGCAGGAAAAAGAGAACGAGUUACGUCAGAUGAGGAGGAACCUGGAUGAAAGUGAAGACGCUGUUGCACAAGUUUUUGAAGAGAAGCAGCGUCUCUGGGAGAAGGAAGUGACAGAACUGAAACACCUGUACAACGCCAAACUGCGGCAGGUAUCCCAGCAGUCCCAGCGUUCACAAAGAAACCUGCAGCUGCAGCUGUAUAAGGCACAGCAGGAACGCAACCGGCUGCAGGAGGAGCUGGAUUCUGUCAGGCUGGAAUGCCAGACCCUGAGAAGUCAAAGCCCAGCGGCACAAAGCCAAAGCAUUAAUCCCCAGCUGGAAGAGACCCAAUGGGAGGUAUGCAUUAAGUCAGAGCUAUCUGUCCAAAGCUCUGGGGAUUUCAGAAAAGUUUGCAAGAGAUAA
Sinocyclocheilus grahami is the source of this 1568-nucleotide messenger RNA. RefSeq names its product NEDD4-binding protein 3 homolog. NCBI's taxonomy places the organism in Eukaryota, Metazoa, Chordata, Actinopteri, Cypriniformes, Cyprinidae. Bases 228 to 1568 code for a protein of 446 amino acids. The transcript is spliced from 4 exons. Gene Ontology annotation, cellular component: cytoplasmic vesicle. The record is from RefSeq and is a predicted model, not a curated record.